Messenger RNA from Diospyros lotus (date-plum), 974 nucleotides. RefSeq lists its product as uncharacterized. Lineage: Eukaryota; Viridiplantae; Streptophyta; Magnoliopsida; Ericales; Ebenaceae. The record is from RefSeq and is a predicted model, not a curated record. The transcript has a single exon. The coding region runs from base 71 to 940 and encodes 289 amino acids.
UGGCGUUUAAUUUCACUACUUGUAGUUCAGAGCCGCAACAAAAGUGAAAUCUCGCUCAUUUAUUUGAGUUAUGGAUUCUGGAAGAGAAGCUCAGCAUUCAAGAAGCAAUUCAGAGGGAAAUGGAAGCAUAACAAGUGAUCCAAAGGCCGCGCCAAGCGACGACAUGGUUUCACAACCACCCAACAUGUCCUCUUCUGUUGGUUCCCCUUUUUCCUUAGACUACCCAUCAGGGGAAUUCAUCCAACUUGAUCCAGACUUGAUUUUCGAGUGUGCUUCUGUAUCGCUUCACGAUGUUUCUUACAAUUCCGUUUCUAGUGAGGCCUCUUCCAAAUCAGAACAGCAUGAUAGUGGGUGCUCUACGGUUGGUACUUCGCCGGUUUCUUCUGAUCUCACCCAUGAACCUGCCGUACUGCUUAGAAAACCACUGACACAAUCUCCUCCAGUCCAAGUUAUGGAGAGGUCUGCAGCAACUAGUUACGAUCCUAAUAGAAUUCCAUCUUGUGUUUUUGAGAGUAGUAAAUCGCCUUCAUCAUUUGCAUGGAGCGAUGCUUCUAAUGAGUCACUGUUCAGCAUUCAGAUCGGGAACAAUGCAAGUUACUCCAGGGAGAAUGUUCUAAAGUUUUUGCACAAAUCUGGAGAAUUGCGCGACUCUGUAGGACAAUCGUACAAGUCAAUUGAGACGACCAGUUCCAGUCCGUCCAAUCUAGCUAUACAACAAGGAAGGGAAUGUGACAGAAAAUACCUGAACACGAAAAUAAAGUUCAAUGAAUCAGUAGCAGGAGGAGCAGACAGAAAAAUUGAUGAUGAGGAUGCUGAUCAAGUACUGGGAGCUUCCAUUGCUGAUCAAAGCAAAGAGGAUAGAAUAGCUCAAGAGCCAUCCGUGGCACAAAACUCGUAUCAGAGUGCAUCCAACAGGCAAUCCUCUGUCGUUUCCAAGUGAGUUUAAUUUCUUUUUUUUUAUAUAUGCAUCAGCA